AAAAAGAAAAAGUAAAAAAUGCUGAAAAAUCAGUAGAUGAGAAUUGACAAGAAAAAACUCGCGAGUAACUUUUCUACGAGGAGCGCCGAAAGUUUUAAUCAAAAAAUGCAAAUUUUACAUUGAUCGAAUCGUUCGAAACCUCAGGCAAACGAUCCUCAUUCCUGCAUUUAAAUUUAGACUUGAAUUUAAACGAUUAGCAUUGUAUCGACGAUCAACCAGCUACCACUUUGUUUCACCGAUUCGCGGGAUCGUGAUCGAUCACGAGAUACCUUUUUGUUGGACGAUCGUUGUCCGCUCAUGUUCUUGGCAUGGUUUCGCGAGACUGGCGAGACUGGCGCGAGAUCGGUCAAAACAAAAUCCCAUCUCCCCCUCCUGGUGCCCUGGUAUAUUUUAUAAUUAGUCUCAGCGACGAAGUUGCGCAAUUUUUGAAAGAAGUCCGCGAGCCUCGCUACGAAAUAUCAGGCAACGCAAAUUUUCCCAGUGGACGACGACUACUCACUGAUCGCGCAUCUUUAUUCUACACUUGUUGGUUGUUGUACGCGAGAGAAUGGAAUAUAUCAAUAAACUACUUCAGCGAGCCACUGUGAUCCCGGCAAGGACGUCAUCGCCAUCGUCAUCGCCAUCGCCAUCGCCCACGCAAUCGAGUGGCGGCGACAACUCGGUACCAAAGAAUGAGGUGAAGGUCCGAUUCGCCCGCGAGUUCACCGACGUUGGAUCGAUCGCUUAUUCUGCACCGGAGAGUCUGUCCUCUGCAAGCAGCUUUCAAAGUCUCAGCAGUACUUUAAGCACGAAAAGCAAUAGCGGUAUCUAUGCGGAUUUCACGCCUCAAAGCCCUAGCCAGGUUUCAAACGAUUCGUACGUCAACUCGAAUAUAUCUGGUUUGGAGGACCUAAUUGCCGGUUGUGCAGAGAUACAUUUAAACAGCGACGAUGAUCACUCGUAUAGGACUCUUCAGAACUCGCAAGAUUUCAGUCAGGAUCAGACGUUUGCAUCUGCCACCGAUCAACCGGCCGACAUCAGCAAAAACCUCUCAAAUGAUAUUUCCUUGACGAACUCUCAGAAUGCCGUCGACGAUAAUUCGACAACACGUGAAUCUAUGUCUGCGCCGAUCAAUUUUACAAAAGUAAUUGAUGAUGAAGCAACUUUCGGUACCAUCUGCAUCAAGGAGCCUGCAGCGAUUAUAGAAUCAAACAGAAGGAAUAGUUUUAUACAAUUAGAGACAAUACAGAGAUCGGUUACUCCUAAUAAGAGUGACGACUUAAGCAGCGGUGAUCAUCAAAUGAACAACAACCCUGUUGAUGAUACUGAGAAGAUUCCACUGUCGUGUAAUAUAGAGAUAUCUAAUUUCAACUCAACGGCGUGCUUGUCACCUAAUAAAGAAGUUACAAACGUCUCUAGGAAAGAGGAACCUAGAUUAAUAGAAAAUACCCCUGUUGAUGAGAGUUCAUUGCCAUGCAACAUAGAGGAAUGUAACUUAAAUUUGACGGUAUGUUUGUCACCUAACAAAGAAAUUAUAAAUGUUCCUAAGGAGAUAGAGAACAACGUUAUUGAUGAUAUUGAUGAGAUUCCAGUAUCACGCAGCAUAGUGGAAUCUAAUUUAAAUUCGAUGCUAUGCUUGUUACCUAAUAAAGAAGUUACAAAUGUUCCUAAGAAGGAAGAAUCUAGACCGAUAGAGAACAACGUUAUUGAUGAUAUUGAUGAGAUUCCAGUGUCACGCAGCAUAGAGGAAUCCAACUUAAAUUCGACGAUGUGCUUGUCAUCUAAUAAAAUUGUUACAAAUACUCCUAAGAAAGAAGAAUCUAGAUCGAUAGAGAACAAUGUUAUUGAUGAUAUUGAUGAGAUUCCAGUGUCAUGCAGCAUAGAGGAAUCUAAUUUAAAUUUGACGAUGUGCUUGUCACCUAACAAAGAAGUUACAAAUAUGUCUCAGAAAGAAGAAUCUAGAUCGAUAGAGAACAACUUUAUUAAUGACAUUGAUGAGAUUCCAGUGUCACGCAGCAUAGUGGAGUUCAACUUAAAUUCGACGGUGUGCUUGCCACCUAAUAGAGAAGAUACAAAUGUUCUUGAGGAAGAAGAAUUUCGAUCGAUAGAGAACAACUUCAUUGAUUACAUUGAUAGGAUCCCUGUAUCGCGCAAUUCAGAGGAUUCUAGUUUAAAUUCGACGAUGUGCUUGUCAUCUAAUCAAGAAAUUACACAUGUACCUAAGGAAGGGGAAUCUAGUUCGAUAGAGAACAACUUUAAUGAUAUUGAUAAGAUUCCGGUGUCAUACAAUCCAGAGGAUUCUAGUUUAAAUUCAACGAUGUGCUUCUCACCUAAUGAAGAAAGUAUACACGUUUCUAAGGAAGAAGAGCCUAGUCCGAUAGAAAACAAUUUAGCUGAGAUAGCUAAAGAAGAGUUAGAUACGUUGAACAUCGAACAACCAAAUUUUGAGGAACUACAAUCUGCCGCUGAAGAGUUCGCUAAUGAUGUUUAUAAAUCCUCGUUGCAAUUCUCAGGAGAAAACGAGCCUUUCAUCAACGCGACAUCCGAAAUCUUUCAAGAUCCUACAAGUUUUGAUUUUUUGAUAAAACAUGGCAAUUCGAAAACUGACAAUCGUUUGAGGGCUGAAUCCUUGUAUGUAAAAUUUGACCCAUUGGUAGCGGACACCAGUAUGUCUACUCAAGGAAAUAUACAAUUCAUGAAGGAAGAACAAAACGACAAAAAUGAAAGCAUUACGAAUAGUGAUACUCCUAAACAUAAUUCAACGAAUUUUAACACUCCUAAAUGUAAUCCUGCCAUAGCAGCUAUAGAUAGGCUACUUUUUUAUAGCCCUAUUUCUACAAAUAUCACACCGAAAAUAAAUGAACUUCAAAAAAAAGAAACAAGUAAAAAUCAGUCUGCAAAAGAGUCUGAAUCAGACACUCCGCUUAUUAUCGACGUUAAUAUGAAUAAGGAAUUAGAAUUAGUAAGAUCAACCGUAUUACAACUAGAAGAAAAACUAGAGAAACAAAAGAAAGAGCAUGAAGCUGAAAUAGAAAAUCAAAGAAAUGCUUUUCAAGAAAAAAUUAACAAGUUACAAACACAAAUAGUGCAAGAGAUAAAAAGUAAAUCUCAAAUGACAGUCGUAGUCGAAGAAUAUGAAAAAUCGAUUAGUCGAAUGCUUACGGAGAGAGAAAGAAAUCGUGCUCAUUUCGAACAGGAAAAAGCAAAACUCCAAGAAGAACUGCAAGCUACAAAUGUUCAUUUAAGCAACACAGAAGCUGCUUUCAACGAUGUUCAUCAAAAGUAUGAAAGGCUUAAAGGAUUCGUAUCCGUGUAUAAAAGUAAUGAAACACUAUUGAAAGAGAGCAUCCGAGAGAACCUGGAAACAAUAAAAGGUUUGGAAAUGCGGUACGAUCAACUGAAAAACCAUGCGAAAACCGAACUUGAAAAAGCUAACUAUGAAUUGGAUGCUAUACGAAAACAGCAUGAAGAUGAAACGACAAAACUUCAUGCAUUAGUAAGGAGAGCUGAAUUAAAGAGCAACUCUUUGGCCGAAUUGGUAGAUCAGAAAACUAAAGAAAAUAAGGAACUAACGCAAAUAUUGGACGAAGUUAUUGCCAGGGUUGGUCAUCAAAGUGCAGAAUAA
Molecule: messenger RNA, 3604 nt
Organism: Heterotrigona itama
Lineage: Eukaryota; Metazoa; Arthropoda; Insecta; Hymenoptera; Apidae
Source: the annotation of a GenBank genome assembly